Eruca vesicaria subsp. sativa (arugula) is the source of this 4061-nucleotide messenger RNA. The record is from the annotation of a GenBank genome assembly. NCBI's taxonomy places the organism in Eukaryota, Viridiplantae, Streptophyta, Magnoliopsida, Brassicales, Brassicaceae.
CACUCUUCGUCCUUGUCUGCCUCUUGAACCAGUGAAUAACAAUGUCGAUCCCUUGUCUCACAGAAGAAACUGCAAAAACUGUUCUCCGCCAGGUGGAGUUCUACUUCAGUGAUAGUAACCUCCCCAUUGAUGAUUUCUUGAAGAAGACUGUUACAAAUAGUGAAGAUGGAUUGGUUAGUUUGGCGUUGAUAUGUUCCUUCAGUAAGAUGAGAGGAUAUUUAAAGUUGGGUGAUUCGAAAGGAGAUGAGAUUCCUGAAGAUACCAUCAAAGCUGUUGCUGAUACCCUUCGUACCUCUUCGGCUCUCAAGGUUUCAGAAGAUGGGCAAAAGGUUGGUAGGAAUACAGAGUUGUUGAAGCUUGAAGACUUGAUUGAACAACUUAAUGCUAGGACAGUUUCUGCUUCACCAUUCUCCUUUGAUGUUAAAAGGGAUGAUGUGGAAGCCUUUUUCAGUCAGUAUGGAAAGGUUAAUAGUGUGAGGUUGCCUCGUCAUGUAGCUGAGACGAGAGUGUUUUCUGGUGUUGUCUUGGUAGAGUUCCCUACAGAAGAGGAUGCCCAAAAUGUUAUGAAGCAAAAGUUGGUCUUUGCUGGUGUCGACUUGGAGAUGAAACCAAAGAAAGAGUUUGAUGAAGAAAGGGAGAAAGAUGAAGAAAAGUUUGCUAGCUACCGUCCUCAAAAGGGUUCUGCAAAUCAGAAUAAUGGCUCUGAUAAUAAGAGCGGCUCUGACCAUGAGGCAAACUAUCCCAAGGGUUUGAUCAUUUCUUUCACUCUAAAGCGCUCAGAUGAAGAAGGUGCCACAGAAGAGAAGAGUUCUGAAGAGCCAACUGCGAAGACAGUGGAUGAAAAUGACUCAAAACCUGCGGAUGUAGAAAACACUGAUCAGGUUCAGGGCCAAGGAACAGAGGGUGAAGAUGAUGAUGAUGAAUCUUCAGACCCUCCAACUAAGAAUGGGGAGAGAGAAGAAAAGGGUGCUCUAGCAACCCAUAAAGAUAACAAAGAAGUUGUCUUGCGUGAAGAUCUUAAGGCCGUUUUUGGAAAAUUCGGUGAUGUCAAGUUUGUGGAUUUCAAAAUGGGAGCUGAGACGGGUUACCUUAGGUUUGAUGAACCAGAAGCAUCCCAGAAAGCCCGUGCAGCAGCAGUGUUAGCCAAAGAAGGUGGACUAGCCGUGAAAAAUUUCAUCGCUGUCCUAGAACCUCUUACCGGGGAAGCUGAAAAGGAGUACUGGGGUCUCCUUCGCAGCAAAGACAGGUUUGACAAGGGUGGCCGUGGAGGAAGGGGAGGAAGACGAGGAGGAGGGAGAUUCGGGAGAAAGAGGGGAUCUGAUUCACCGGGUGGUCGCUGGAACAAAGCUCAGAAGCUAACUAUGAAGCGUGAGAUGAAAGCCCCUCCCAAUGUUCCACAAGAUGGAACUCAGAAAGGGAGUCAUGGGAGGACUUAUGGCCCUGCAAGACGAUCCACCAAAGGACAAUGGACCCCUGAAGAGGACGAAGUCUUGUGCAAGGCUGUCGAGCGGUUUCAAGGAAAGAACUGGAAGAAGAUAGCCGAGUCUUUUAAGGAUCGUUCUGAUGUUCAGUGUCUUCAUAGAUGGCAAAAGGUCUUGAACCCAGAGCUUGUGAAAGGUCCAUGGUCAAAAGAGGAGGAUGACACAAUAAUUGCUUUGGUAGAAAAAUACGGGCCAACGAAAUGGUCUACUAUUUGUCAGCAUUUACCUGGGCGCAUAGGAAAGCAAUGUAGGGAAAGGUGGCAUAACCAUCUCAACCCUGCCAUUAAUAAAAGUCCAUGGUCUCAGGAAGAGGAACUAACUCUUAUUCGUGCACAUCAAAUAUAUGGGAAUAAAUGGGCAGAUCUGAUGAAGUUCUUGCCAGGAAGGUCAGACAAUUCAAUAAAAAAUCACUGGAACAGCGCAGUUAAGAAGAAAUUGGAUUCCUACUACGCAUCAGGACUUCUUGACCAGUGUCAAAGUUCGCCACUGAUUGCCCUUCAGAACAGAUCCAUCGCUUCAUCUCCCUCGUGGACGCCCAGCAGUGGAGAUGAAGGUAAUUUCAGGCAAGGGGCUGAUGCGGAAGAAUCAGAAUGCAGCCAAGCUUCAACUGUUUUCAGUUGUUCACAGUCGACCAAUGAUUUACUAGAUGAGGUUAAAACUGCAGAUGAAGUAUUCUACAAUCCUGAAAUGCCUCCAGGAAAAGAGCAGCAAAUCUCAAACUCACCAUCUCAUGCAGAAACGUACUACCCGUCCUUGGAAGAUGUUAAAAUUGUUGUCCCAAAAAUCUCUUGUGAUGGGGAUCACUUGCAGGGUGUAUCAGAUAAUGCUAAUCAGGACCUCAAUCUAGACUGUCCUCAGUUAUUGACCCAUAAUAUGGACGGUAAUGGAAAAAUUGAAGCAUGCCAAGAUUUUCAAAAUUCAGUCAGAUUAAGUGAUCAACCUUCGUUGCCACAACCUCAAACUUUGAUCACGGACGAGGAAUGCUGUAUGGUUCUUUUUCCAAAUAACAUGAAAGAUAGCUAUACAUCUUAUGCUGAGCAAGGUCAGAAUAUGGUUGACCCUCAUAAGGGCAAAGGAUCUCUUUCUUCUCUGUCUGCAGAAACCCAUGAUAAUGAAACUGGAAUCAUUCUAGCUUUGUCCUCGCAUCCUUCAAAUUCUAAUGAUCCUACUCAAGGUAACCUUCUUGGAGCUACUGGAAAUGAUGGUUUCAUCGACACUGAUGGACUUGUAACUUCCCAUGGCAAUGAUGGUAUCCCAGAACAGCAUGAGAUAUCAUAUAUUCCCAAGGAUUCUUUGAAGCUAGUGCCUCUGAAUAAUUUUGCUUCUCCUGCUAGAGUGAAGAAGAUUCAUUUUCCUAUUGCCGAUAAGCCAGCUGAAAAAGACAAAGGAACUCUUUGUUAUGAACCUCCACGUUUUCCAAGUGCAGAUAUUCCUUUCCUUAGCUGUGAUCUUGCACCAUCAAGUAGUGACUUACGGCAAGAGUACAGUCCCUUUGGUAUCCGCCAGUUGAUGAUUUCUUCCAUGAAUUGUACAACUCCGUUAAGGUUAUGGGAUUCACCGUGUCAUGAUAAGACCCCUGGUGUCAUGCUUAAAGAUGCUACCAAUAGUUCCAGUGGUGCACCGUCCAUCUUAAAGAAGCGGCAUCGGGACUUUCUGUCACCUGUGCUUGAUAGGAGAAAAGGAAAAGUGAAUAAAAGUGCUGAAACUUCCUUCUUGGCUAAAGAUUUUUCACGCUUAGAUGUUAUGAUUGAUGAUGGAGAUGAUUGCAAUUCCUCACGUCUGUCAGAAUGUCCUGACAAUAAAAAUAAAUGUGCUUCCUCUUCUGAAGCCAAAGAGGACCCAAAGGAAACCUUAGAGUCAGAAGUAUUGACUUCAGCUAAAAUUGACCAAGAAACUCGUAGAAGUUUGGUUUAUCAUAGUGAUGUUGAGAUGCAACUGAGUUCUCCUGAUAAAACAGGAUUUAGAACAGAUAACAAAGUGAAUACAGUUGCAAAAGAUCCAUCGAACCAACACGAAAGGUCAGUAAGUACUAUUCCAACUGGAGAAAUCUCAUCAGAGACUCCAUUCGCGGAAAUUAAAACCAACACUGGAGAGAGUAGUGUUGAUAUCAUUGAAAACUAUAGCAUAUUUGAUGGAACUCCAUUCAAAAGACUCCUUGAUACCCCAUCACCAUGGAAAUCCCCUUUACUCUUUGGUUCUUUCUUGCAAAGCCCAAAGUUGCCUCCAGAAAUAACGUUUGAGGAUAUUGGGUGCUUUAUGAGUCCAGGAGAGAGAAGUUAUGAUGCCUUAGGACUGAUGAAGCACUUGAGUGAACACACAGCUACGGCAUAUGCAGAUGCUUUGGAAGUCUUGGGCAAUGACACACCUGAAACGAUACUCAAGAAGAGACAGCUGAACAAAUCUGUUCAAGGGAAAGAAAAUCAGCUCUGGCCUCACGAUCAACUUGAAAACCGAUCCCAGGUGGAGUGUCGCGCCUUGGACUUCAGUGACUGCGGGACACCUGGGAAAGCAAAGGUAUCCUCGUCUUCUCCAUGCGGCUACACGAGCCCAUCAUCUUAUCUUCUGAAGAGUUGCAGAUAG